UCCCUGUAACCGGAACCACGUUAUACCUCAGAUAAACAUUAGACGAUGCUCUAGAAACUUCGUUGUCGUAGUUACGAACUUGCAAAACUCUAUAUUAUUCACUUGUACUGAUCACUUUUUUAUUUAAAAUAUUUCUUUCUACUGUAAUUGACAAAUCCUUGCUUGGAACCAGGAUUGUCUUACUUUUGACCAGACCCUACCAGUGUCCACGUUCCCCUUCCCGGCCACCACUUCUUCCCUUCAAUGAGGAUGUCUCUGGCCCAGAGAGUCCUGUUGACAUGGAUCUUCUCUCUCAUCUUCCUCAUCAUGCUGGUCCUCAAACUGGACUCUAAAAUUUACUGGAACUGGUUUCUUGUCUUUCUUCCUGUAUGGACCUUCGACACCAUCCUCAUUCUCAUGCUUGUGGUAAAGAUGGCGGGUCGCUGCAAGCCCGGCUAUGAUCCACGGGAUGGCCAGCAGAACCUGCGGCGGAGGGUAUGGUACCUGGUGGCCAUUUUGCUGAAACUGGGCUUCUGUCUGACGCUGUGCGCCCGGCUGGAGAGGCUGACGGACAUUUGGCUCAGUGUGGUCUGUGUCCCCCUCUGGGCUGUGCUGGUCGGGGCCAUGGUGGAGCUGGGGUACAAUGUCUUUCACUACCGCAGAGACUGACAAGAUUCCGAGGGAGGACAUAGAAACUGCAGAUGAGUCUGUAAGGAAGGUGAAAGUGAGAUAAUAUUAUUUGCUUCUGGUGAAACUGAAAAGAGUGAACAUGAGAAGGGUAUUGUUUCAUUUUAACUACCGCAGAGACUGAGAUAAGGGGGAGGGGUGAAAGGAGAUUGAGAAGGGAAUAUAUUUACUUUACUCCUACUAGUACAGGAUACAGAGACAACUGCAAUAGAGACUGAGGGGGAGUUGUGUUACAGCGAGCAAUACUUCAGCCAUGACCUCUGACCAGGGAACUGGAGUCUAGACUGGUUUCUGUGGGAAUGGACUCUAUAUUCUGUAUUUGUGAAACGUGCCUAUUGACAUUGAGGGUAUUGAUAAGCAGAUUUGAACCCUGCAUCCCCAGACAGACAGACUGACUGACUAUGAUAACUAAGGACCGUUGGGUCUGAUGGAUUUAUAAAUUAAUAUCGGUAUUCAUUGUUUCUUUGGUAGGAAUCUUUUUUUUUCCUGGAAAAAUACACAAGUCAUAAAAUGCAUUAGAUACAGUUCCUCAACUUUGCUGAAGUAAUUAGAGAGCUCACUAAAGUUGGUAUGGACUCAUUAUACAGUGGUAUUUCCCUGCUUAUAUUUUCAAAUAAUUUGCAGAUUAGUGACUACCUUGAAGAAGAGAACAUUGAGGAGUAUAUUUUCUAAGUUUUGGAACAUAACUGUAAAUCUGCUAUAAAGGGAAUUUCAUAACAGGUAACCUGACUCACUCUAGAAAGGAGAGCAGGAGGGAUUGCCUGUCCUCUCGGGUGUUUUAUCAUAGGUCAGAAGGGUGUACUACAUACCUGGUUUGAGGACUUACCUGUGUUGAUAUUAAAACUGUUUCUGCUAUUUUCAUGUUAAACUAAUCAAUUUUGAUAUAAUGAAUGGGCUGAUCCCUUCUGCGUUUGAAAGUUAACGCACAGUAAAAUGUUGUUUGGCAAUAAUAUUAUAUAAUUGAUUGGAUUGGGGUGAAAGCUGAAAGCUAAAAACAUGAAUAAUGAUCAAUAAAAUACCUUCUCAGGGUUAGGAAGGGAUAGGCUAUGUCGUUGGUACUGGUACACUGAGGAAGAGUUUCUCAACCUAGUUCUGUGGCACCCAAAUGGGGCUACAUGCUUUUUUGGCAUUCCAGCACUAAAACCUGUAAUUCUACUAAGCAGGCAAUCAUCCAGCUGUUUUAGAUAAAUCAGACUCAUUCUAUUUUGGAUCCAAAAUGUGUGUCUAUUUACAGUCCAAAAUUGAUUAAUUGAGGAAAAAUUUAGCAGAGAGUGAGAGCAAAUGUAUUACCUUGAAUGUCUCCAAACAUAAACAAGCUGAUAAAAGUACUUGUUUUACUCUGACAUUCACUCUUCCUGCUUGAAAGCCAAAUUCUAUACUUUUUGCAAGUUUUAUUUUUCUUCAGUGAAUGUAUUUUUUUUGCUGACCUUUGCAUUAAUAUCCAAGAAUUUACACUACCAUAAAUGUCCUUGCUGUGUUGGUCAACAUUGAUAUGUCCUGUUAUUGCCUUUUCCAGGCACAGGAGGUUUUGUGACGGCUUCCAGGGUUGGGGGAAGUUGUAACAAUGUAGAAAUUAUGUUGAGCAAAGCAGCCAAAUUAUACAAACAAGGUUUUAACUUAAAUGUAUUAUACAUACCUUAUAUGAUACAGAUACCAUGAAUAGCCUAGUGGUCCUGGGAAGAGUAUUAUAAAAUUAGAGGUUUUAAAAAUAUCUGGGCAUUGUCAGAUUAUUAAAGUAGAUUGAGAACCAAAUGGCCUUGUACAUUUAUUUGAAUUUCUUCCAAAAUCAUUACAUAUUUCUAUAUAAUUAAUUUUAAAUUCCUGUUUUUUAAGUUAAAAAGUGCAACACUUGACCCCAGUUACUGUUAUAGUUGUUUCUGGCGAGGUGACGUCCAGACAUUUUGGAUUAAAAUCAAUACUGUGAUGUAACAAACCUUUUGUUGGUAUGAAUGAUUAGGAAACAGAGUAAAAAUUUUUCUUUCAGAUAACUCUUAAAGAAGUCCUUGAAGCAAUAUUUUCCAUUGACUCUAGUUAAUCUACGUGACUGGAUCAUUUUGAUCUAGGGCUGUUAUUAUUGGCUACAUCUAUUAUAGCACAACCAGACAUAUUUAUUUAACCUAACAAUCACAUUUGGAAAUAUUCCUACAAGCAGAAAGCCAGCUGUUGGGAGAUGAUACAUGUGAUGUGAAUGACAUUAAAAACCCAUGUUGAGGACCUAUUAAAUUACAUUUUUCUAUAGAAAAUAGGCAUGUUUUAUACUACAUUAUAGAAAACAUGUUUCCAGGCAGCAUUUUUAUCAAUAUUAGGUUAUGACCACAUGCUCUAUAUGCAUGUAGCGGCCUCUUAAAUUCACUAGAUAUAAUUUACCACAGGGCUUAGAUUUAUAGCUGGAGAUGGCUUUAGCACACAUUACUGUCAUGUAUCAGAAGAUUGUUUGGCCAUUGCUCUCUUAAGGGAACAUCACAGCCUUCUCUUGUUAAUGCAUUGUUAAUGCUUCUACUUAAUGUGUCUUUUAAAUUUACAUAAUUUCCAUUUAUUGUUUUAACUGCUCACAAGAAUAUUUAAUACUAGACAUUUCAAUUGCUGGUAAUGAACUUGGAAAAUUUGCAUUUAGUCUUUAUGCACCACAAAAGUGUACAUUUCAGAAAUUAUUUACGCUAGAUACAUUAGUUACACUACAUUAUUUAAACCUUUAAAGGAUGUACUGUCAAUGGAAUAUACUGGUUUAAAGCAGUGAUGUAAAUAUCUAUAUUUUUAUACAAUAUGUUGUUUUAUGUAUGCAGGAUUCCCCCAUAACAGCCAUGUCUUGGUGGAACACAUGCCUGUUCAAAUAAAGGUUGAUUCAUUAAAUCAAAUGAAAGACAAACCAAAAACAGGGUGUGUUGAUCAUUGUCUGUCGUCGUAUGUAUGUAUGUAUGUAUGUAUGUAUGUAUGUAUGUAUGUAUGUAUGUAUGUAUGCGUACGUUGUCAGUUCAAAUGUCCAAUAUGUAGAUGGCGGUUGUGCUGUAAAGGACUCUGUAACAACUUUUGUGUCUGGUAUUGUUUUGUGUCAGAAGUGCGUUCUCUCAAUAAAAU
Messenger RNA from Esox lucius (northern pike), 3741 nucleotides. RefSeq names its product transmembrane protein 60 (gene tmem60). NCBI's taxonomy places the organism in Eukaryota, Metazoa, Chordata, Actinopteri, Esociformes, Esocidae. The coding region runs from base 244 to 648 and encodes 134 amino acids. The transcript has 2 exons. The record is from RefSeq and is a predicted model, not a curated record.